AGCGAGGCCAAUAUGAGAACUCCUCGGUGACAGCUGAAAAAACCCAUCAUGAGAAAAUCGUCACGACCAGAAUUGGAAAGAAAGCGAGGCAGUGUGAUUUAUGAAAAGAACGGCAGAUCGAUUUCACGAUGUCAGAUUCGUGAAUAUAAAUUGGCAGUGGCCGACAGCGACUUUGAGAAGCACGGCUCUACAAUUCUUCACAAUAUCAGCUAGAGCGUCAAAAGAACCUCCACUGUCAAUUCUUCCCUCAAACCAUGCGUCUCAAAACCGUAUUCCUCGCCAUCGUCGGCGCGCUCUCCGCGUCCGCCUUCGUCAUCCCAGAGGGACAGGAAGAUGGCGUCUACGAGUCCUACCUCGAGAACGGCAAAUCCGUGCACGUCAAACUCGCCAACUCAACCCACGACAUCGCCAACAACAAGAAGCGCGACGCCAUCCCCGCCUCGAUCCUCCCCCGCGACGUCUCCAUCAGCUGCGGCGGCGCCAGGAACCUGAACCGCGAGUGGUUCGACGCCGCGUGGGGCAACCUCCGAUGGCAGUGCGGCAACUACGGGCCCACGAAGCCGAGACACAAUUACUACGCCAUCUCGGGGGACGUUGUGGCGUUCUUUUGCAACUUCAAUUACCGGGACAGUGUGCAGUGUAAUGAGGGUGGCGCAGAUCUGUCUGGGUAUCAGAUUUCGACUACAUGUGGCGCUUUGCAGUCUGGGUGGCUUACCAAUAAUGAUGAGUGGAGUUACGGGUAUGAUAGGGGGAGGUGCUUCUGCGGUGAGUGUGUCUGAAGUAUAGAUAUGAGAUUCGUGUGUGAUUCGAGAUGGUUGAAGUGUUGGACAGGUGCACUGGGAGGUUGGAAGACAGGAGGUUGUUGUAC
Molecule: messenger RNA, 868 nt
Organism: Aaosphaeria arxii CBS 175.79
Lineage: Eukaryota; Fungi; Ascomycota; Dothideomycetes; Pleosporales
Exons: 1
Coding region: 255-779 (174 amino acids)
Source: RefSeq, a predicted model, not a curated record